Messenger RNA from Folsomia candida, 1100 nucleotides. Its product is annotated as caspase-1. The transcript is spliced from 6 exons. The record is from RefSeq and is a predicted model, not a curated record. Gene Ontology annotation, cellular component: cytoplasm. Lineage: Eukaryota; Metazoa; Arthropoda; Collembola; Entomobryomorpha; Isotomidae. Gene Ontology annotation, biological process: apoptotic process; proteolysis. The coding region runs from base 100 to 1014 and encodes 304 amino acids.
GACAUCACUAUAAAUAUAAACGUACUUGUGCACAGUCACCGUUGUAUUCUCAUCAUCGUCACAACUGAAUAACAUUAUUUUCGUCAAGAUUUCAUAAUAAUGGAAGACAAUCUUGAUCAGGAUAUUGAGAAGAAGUUGGUUCUUGAACCAUCAGUUGAAGAUGGUCCAACUCCUCAUCCCGAUGAAGCUGAUUCGAAGCCUUUCAGCGACUUUUGGACUUCAGGGAAACAACCGCCGAUCGCAGCAAUGCCUAUUCACAGAGAUUCUGACGUAUACAACAUGAAGCAUAAAGAACGUGGAAAGGCUGUGAUUUUUAAUAAUAAGGAAUUUAAAUUAUCAAACCUGGGAAAGCGAAAUGGGACGGACGAAGACCGGGACAGAUUGCGAGAAAGUUUGAAAUCCCUUGGUUUUGACGUUUGCGUUUAUAAUGACCCUACGAAACGGCAAGUCUUUGAUGUCAUCGACAAAUUGGCUGCGGAUGAUCACUCAGACCGGGACUGCCUCGUAGUUGCGGUGUUCUCUCACGGUGACAAGAAUUUAAUUCAUGCAUUUGAUGACGACUACAAGCCCAACCGACUGUGGGAUGCUUUUGAUGCUAACGUGUGUCCAACAUUAGCAGGCAAACCUAAAAUGUUUUUCAUUCAGGCUUGUCAGGGCGAUCAACUCGAUAGUGGGACCACUAUGAUUCAACACGCAAAAACAAUGGUCGAUUCUGCAGCAGCCAGUCAAAUGGAAUACAGGAUUCCCAAUAAAGCAGAUUUUCUCUUGGUAAAUUCCACAUUUCCAGGAUAUUACUCUUGGAGAAAUACAACACAAGGGUCAUGGUUUAUUCAAGCCUUAUGUGAAGUACUUGAUCAGCACUCGAGUAAAAGGGAUUUUUUAUCAAUGCUCACAAUUGUUAUCAGAAAAGUUGCAUUCAAUUUCGAGUCUUGUGUUCCAGGCUCGCACAUGCAUGGAAAAAAGCAAAUCCCGUUGAUCACAUCCACUUUGACCCGUGAUAUUAAUUUCUUUUAGCUCUGUCACCCUAAAAUUUUGCUACAUUGAAAUUUAACCUUUGUUCGAAUUGUUUGAUUAUAGACGAAAUAAAUUGUGUUAACGUA